Lathyrus sativus (Indian pea) is the source of this 219-nucleotide messenger RNA. The record is from the annotation of a GenBank genome assembly. Lineage: Eukaryota; Viridiplantae; Streptophyta; Magnoliopsida; Fabales; Fabaceae.
AUGGGUUGCUUUGGAUUCGUUUCAGGUUUUGCAGAUGGUAUGGUUUCGUCGCACGCGGUACGAUUUUCUUGCUUUGUCUGGCAUGGAGGUGGCGUAUAUGGUGAUAGGUCUGAGGUUUUUUGGAAUGUUGCAGAGUUGGAGCUGUUGUUUUUUAAAAUGGUGUUUAUCGUACAAAACAACUAUUUCGCUUGGUGUCGUUGUGAAGGUGUAUUGGUAUAG